AUGCAAGAUCAACUAGAUUCUAUAUUAAAAUCUUUAAAUGAGGUAAAGUCUACACAAAAUAAAAUGAUCACUUCAAUAAAUGAACAAAAUAAAACUUUAAAAAGUUUUAAUAAACGAUUUGAUGACCUAUCUACUGAAAUAAAUAAACUAGCUACUGAAAAUUCAUUUUUAAAAACUAAAAUUUCUGAACUUGAGAACAAAUUAAUACAAAUCGAAAAAACUACUUUAACUACUCAAUUGGAUGAAUUAAAUAUAUUAAAUGAAUUAGCUGAUAGACAAUCAAGAGCUCAAAAUAUAAUCUUGUAUAACUUACCAGAAAAUUUAAAUAACACACAAAUUCCUAUAUCCGAUGGUGACAAUUUGAAACUUAUAUUCAAAGAAAUGAAGGUAGACUAUAAUCCUAUAAAUUUUAACCGUUUAGGAAAACCUUCAGAUCGAACACGCCCGUUAAAAAUAACUCUUGCGGAUAAAAAAAUCUAUCUUUGA
Macrosiphum euphorbiae (potato aphid) is the source of this 486-nucleotide messenger RNA. The record is from the annotation of a GenBank genome assembly. Lineage: Eukaryota; Metazoa; Arthropoda; Insecta; Hemiptera; Aphididae.